CAAGGCGACUACGCCAGUUCCGUUUCCCUGCUGAGUGUGUUAGCAGAAGGAGCCGCUGGUUUCCGCUCCGCUGAUGGUGAAUCGCUGCUCCUGCGGUAUCGGGAGGAGGUUUAGAGCCCGCAGUGGAAGCGCAGCGGUACUUCGGGAUUCAGCUUUAUCAUUUUCUCGUCGAGUCGCGUCCACGUACGAACUACUGAAGGAGGAGGGAAGGCAGGAAGGGAAGAUAGCAGGAAGAUGGCGGCGGCGGCGGGGGCCUUGCCAGGCUCGCCGGACUGGGUCGUGCUGAGGGACGGCUGCCUGCGCUGCGACGAGGAGGGCCUGCGGAGUUUGUCCUACCACCCGGCCCUCAACGCCAUUCUGGCCGUCACCAGCCGGGGCAGCAUCAAAGUCAUCGACGGCACCUCCGGGGCUAUUUUACAGGCCUCGGCUUUGCACGCUAAACCUGGAGGCCGGGUGAGGUGUCAGUACUUCCCAGCUGUGGAUAAGGUGCUGUUUGUGGACGAUUAUGCUGUUGGCUGCAGGAAGGACUUGAAUGGGAUCCUUCUUUUGGACACGGCUCUCCAGGCCCCCGUGUCCAAGCCAGAAGACAUGGUCCAGCUGGAGCUGCCCGUCACUGAAGCCCAGCAGAUGCUGUAUGCAUGCAUGGAGAAGGUGGAUGUUUCAAACACGGAGGGCUACGACCUGUUUCUCACCCAGCUCAAAGAAGGCCUGGAGAAUACCUCACAUGAGACAGCAGCCAAUCACAAAGUGGCAAAGUGGGCAACCGUGACCUUCCAUCUCCCUCAUCACGUGCUGAAGGUGGUAACGAAUGCCAUCGUGAACGAGCUGAAAAAGUUGAAUCAGAAUGUGGCAGCCUUAUCGGUGGCCUCUUCAGUCAUGGACAGACUCUCCUACCUCUUGCCAAGUGGCAGGCCAGAACUGGGUGUUGGACCCGGACGCUCUGUAGAUAGGUCUUUGAUGUAUAGUGAAGCCAACCGGAGAGAAACAUUCACAUCAUGGCCUCAUUCUGGCUACAGGUGGGCUCAGCCUGAUCCCAUGGCCCAGGCAGGAUUUUAUCACCAGCCUGCAUCGACAGGUGAUGACCGGGCCAUGUGCUUCACCUGCAGUGUGUGUUUAGUGUGCUGGGAACCUACAGAUGAACCCUGGUCUGAGCAUGAGCGGCAUUCACCCAACUGUCCAUUUGUGAAAGGAGAGCAUACACAAAACGUUCCACUGUCCGUCACCUUGGCCACAAGCCCUGCCCAGUUUCCCAGUGCAGAUGGUUCGGAUAAAAUCGUGUGCUAUGGGUUUGGAAGCUGCCCUCAUUUUCUUGCAACAGCAACCAAAAGGGGGAAGAUUUGCAUCUGGGAUGUUUCAAAGCUUAUGAAGGUGCAUUUAAAGUUUGAGGUGAACCCGUAUGACCCAGCCAUCCUUAGGCAGUUGAUCCUGUCUGGGAGCGAACAGCAAAAUCUCACAGGCACCGAAUUACGCAGACCCACACUCUCAUGGCUAGAGGAGGCCACAUGCUGCUCUGACUUACCCAAACUAGAGGGGGACAGUGAUGACCAGAUAGAGGACUCAGACAGUGAAGAGCAUUCCAGAUCAGAGUCAGUUACAGGCCCAUUGGGUCAGAAGGAGACGAUGGAGGUGAGUUUGGGAGUCACAGCUCUCAGUGUUCUACAACAGCCUGAGAAAUUGCAGUGGGAGGUGGUGGCUAGUGUUCUUGAGGACACAGUUAAAGACCUGGAGGAGCUGGGGGCCAAUCCUCCACAUUCACUGGGCCCCCCUAAAGCAGAUAAAGCUAAGGAUCGGCCAGCUGAACAUCACAACAUUCCCUUUCCCUGCCUGCUGGCUGGUGGACUGCUAAGCUAUCGGUCAGCGGCUAGUUCUCCACUAGGUCCUCCUCCAUCUCGCCGCUCCAUGGAUAGCCCAGUAAGGACUGCUGCCCCUGAGGGGCUUGCGCCAGACCAGGGGCCUAUGGAGAUUGAGUCCUGUAACCCUUCAACAGACCUGGGCUCCCCAAACUUACCACCAGCCGCCCCUGUGCAUAGGACUAUGCCUGUACUGCUCCUGUACAGUAUCAAGGAAGCAGAUGAGAAGUCUUCAGGGAAGGUGUUCACCCAGAUGAACAACCUGAUGAGCAAAGGGCUUCAUGACGAGGGCUUUACCGUCCCACAGAUUAUAGAGAUGGAGUUUGACUCACAUGAGCAGCUGCUGCUGCAGGACCCUCCCAUCACUUACAUUCAGCAGUUUGCAGAUGCAGCUGCUGGGCUUGGACCUCUGGAUGGUGAAAAGUGGAGCUCAAUGGCUCCACGGCCUGGCUCUCUAGUGCAGUGUUUGCGGUUGCCGAAAGCACUGGAAGAAGAAAAUCUGUAUGUAGACUCUAUCACACCAUGCAGUGAUGGCUUACACUUGUUAGUUGGUCUUCAGCCGUGCUCUGUAGAGUCUCUUAGCGCAAUCAAUCAGGUGGAGGUGUUAAACACCCUCAACCGCUUGCACUCGGCUCUCUGUGGCCAUCGCAAAGGACAGACAAUGGCCAAUGGUCAUGAUGCCCACACGGGCACCUCUCCUCCGCAAACCCCUCUCAUCUUGCCCCCUCCUGAUCAGCAACAGCCCCAUACCUCCAGACCUCUUGGGGGCAGUGGUGGCGGUGGAUACCUUGCACUCUACAAGUUGAAUUAUUCCACUCGCAUUGUGACCCUGGAAGAGGAACCUGUGAAGGUGCAGCAGAUUCGGGACCCACGGGACGCCGUCACGUCUCUCCUCCUCCUGCCACCAGAUGUGCUGGAUGGCAGAGAGGAUGAUGGAGAGGAAACUUCUGAGGAGUCAACACCUUCAGGGCUUAAAAAUGGCACGGGGACAGUGGCAUCUACAAUUACAGCUGGUCCAAGCUUGGGAUCAGCCACUGGGAAGGAGAAGAGAGGAGAGGUGGCUGGACUAGGACACCUGGUGGUGACUACACAGGCAGGUUACAUCAUGAUUCUGGACUUAUCCACUUUAGAGGUUUUAGCCAAGGUGGAGCCAGCGAAGAAAGAGGGGACAGAGGAGGUGGACCCCUUCGUCUCUGUUACCUACUGCUCAGGCACCGACCGUCUGUGUGCCUGCACAAAAGGUGGAGAGCUUCAUUUCCUUCAAAUUGGAGGUGUGUGUGAUGAUAUAGAUGACGCCGACAUUUUUGUCGACGGACCCCUGUCUAAUAGGGCGGAUCAGCUACUGGAUGGAGCAAAACCCACAUCAAAUCCUUCAAGCCCUGGUAUCACAGGAGUUGACCUCUUGGUGGACCAGCCAUUGACCGUAGAGACACUUUCCUCUCUAGUGGAACUAACACGUUUUGAAACGCUCACACCACGCUUCUCAGCAACGGUGCCCCCUUGCUGGGUGGAGGUGCAGCAGGAACAGCAGCAAAGGCGGCACCCACAACACCUUCACCAACAGCACCAUGGUGACGCAGCACAGCACACUCGCACAUGGAAACUCCAGAGUGACAGCUCCAGUUGGGAUGAGCAUGUGUUUGAGCUUGUCCUGCCUAAAGCCUGCAUGGUAGGACAUGUGGACUUUAAGUUUGUGCUGAACAGCAGUAUUACUAACAUCCCACAAAUCCAGGUCACGCUGCUGAAAAACAAAGCGCCAGGCCUGGGCAAAGUUAACG
Messenger RNA from Danio rerio (zebrafish), 3628 nucleotides. NCBI's taxonomy places the organism in Eukaryota, Metazoa, Chordata, Actinopteri, Cypriniformes, Danionidae. The record is from RefSeq and is a predicted model, not a curated record.